CGCUGCAUCAACCCGGCAUGCAGCAGCAGUAGCAGGCUGUGCUUUGGGAUCCAUUGUUCCAUGUUUUUCCACAGCCGGAGCAUAUUCCUUCCCAUUAAAACACCACGGCAGAACAAGCAAAGAGAAGAACAGAAACAUUAGGAGAUCUCAGCUUUGUCUGGCCAGGAUUAUUUCUAUUUGGGAACAUUGUUGUGGACAAAGGAGGAACCACACUUCAGCUCUUUGCUGUUGUCCAGGCUUGCAAUUGACUGCAUUGGGAAGUACGCUCUGGCAGCGUGGUGGCCAUGGGGCUGCCUGGUGGAGCUCGACUUGUGCUGGGGGUUUUAAAACAACCAGCGUGCCUCUUCAUCUGGAGGUUAUCGCUGCUCUUCUUCUCCAUGUGGGCACUUGAUGCACAAACCACUGUAGAAACUAAACCCUUAUACAUCUGGCAAACAGGUCCUUGGGGACGAUGUAUGGGAAGUGAGUGUGGACCUGGCGGCAGCCAGAGCAGAGCAGUAUGGUGCGCCCAUUCUGAAGGCUGGACCACCCUCCAUACAAACUGUGACCAGUCAGAGAGGCCAGACAACCAGCAGAGCUGCUUCAGAGUGUGUGACUGGCACAAAGAUCUGUACGAAUGGCAGCUGGGUGCUUGGAACCAGUGUGUCCCAGUGAUGAUGCGCAGUGCUGGGGUGCAGCGGCCAACAGUGUGCACACGGGGAGAGGAGGGCAUUCAGACACGGGAAGUGGGCUGUGUUCAGAAAUCUGAUGGCGAGCCUGCGGAGGACGUAAUUUGUGAAUACUUUGAACCUAAACCAAGGCAGGAACAGGCCUGUCUCAUAGCGUGUCCUCGAGACUGUGUGGUGUCUGAGUUCAGCCCGUGGACUUCAUGUUCUAAAACAUGUGGGAUUGGCUUACGGAAUCGGAUACGCUUUGUUCUGGCACCACCACUGUUUGGUGGGUCUGCCUGUCCAAAUUUGACUGAAUUUCAGACGUGUCAGCCUGGCCUGUGUGAGGGAGAGGAAAACCUUUACAGCCUCAGAGUUGGACCAUGGGGCUCCUGUUCUGUACCUUUGCCAAGGAUAGCCAGACAAGCUGAAAAACCACCCAAGGAGAGCAACAAGAGAUCUAGAGAAAGUGACAAAUCUGCUAAAGAGGGCAGCAAACAGCCAAGAGAUGGUGAAACACCAUCCAGAGGAGGUGACAAACAGGCCAGAGAAGACAGCAAACAGUCCAUGAAAGAAAGAAAAAAGAUGAGAGAUGAUGAAAAACAGUACCAAGAAAAGGACAUAAAGUCCACAGAAGGUGAGGAGAAAAUGUCCAAAAAUGGCAACAAACCAUCCUUGAGCAACAGAAAAUUGGUCAGAACAAACAGAAAACAGGGCAAGACAUUCAGACAGGCAGACCGACCCAAAAGACAGAAAAAGAUAAAAAACAAGGCAAAAAAAGAGAAAAUGAGAGAAAAAGGCAAAGGAAGAUUAAGGGAAAAGGGGAAAACAAAAGACCCAGAGACCAGAGAGCUAAUCAAAAAGAAGAGGAACAAGAAUCGCCAGAACCGCCCAGGAGGAAAAUUCUGGGAUCUGCAAGUUGGCUACCAAACCAGAGAAGUGACCUGUGUUCACAAGAGUGGGACCAUUGAAGCUCUGAGCCUUUGUUCUCAGGAGAUGCUGCCAGUGACCUUUCAGGCCUGCGUGAUUCCCAGAGACUGUGAUGUGACUGAGUGGUCUGGAUGGUCAGCUUGCUCCAAGCAGUGCUACGACCCCAAUGGGGCGAAAGGGGAGCGCAGUCGCAGUAGGAAAGUGAGCCAAUUCCCAAUCGGUGGAGGAGUGGAGUGCCCAGAACUUGAAGAAAAAGAGCCGUGCAGCCCCCAGGACGGAGCGGUUCCUCCAUGCACUGUCUACACCUGGAAAACAACAGAGUGGACAGAGUGUAGGGUGGACAUGCUGCUGAGCCAGCAGGAUCGUCGGCGUGGAAACCUGACAGGCUUGUGUGGAGGGGGAAUCCAGACACGCGAGGUCUACUGUGUGCAGGCCAGUGCUGUUGCUCCACCUAAUCUCAGUUCACUGAGGAGUAGAGAAGGUUUGCGGCCAGUGGACAGUGAACUGUGUUUGGGGCUUCCUCCGAAUACCACACAGCUCUGCCAUAUCAGCUGCCCUGUGGAGUGUGAGGUGUCUUUGUGGAGCGCUUGGGGACCUUGCACUUAUGAGAACUGUCAAGACCAAACCACUAAGAAAGGUUUUAAACUGAGGAAGCGAAGGAUCAUCAAUGAGCCAACAGAUGGGACAGGAAAUUGUCCUCAUCUAGUGGAGGCCAUACCGUGUGAAGACCCCAGCUGCUUCGAGUGGCUCGUGGUUAAACUGGAGGAAUGUGUCCCUGACAAUGAGAUGGAGUGUGGUCCUGGUACGCAAAUUCCCCAAGUCCAGUGUAUCAACAGUGAUGGUGAAAAAGUGGAGAAGCAGCUUUGCCGGGAUGCCAUUCUUCCAAUGCCUACCAUCUGUGAGGUGCCUUGCUCCAAGGACUGCGCUCUAAGCCCUUGGACUCCCUGGUCAUUUUGCUCCCACACCUGCUCUGGAAAAAACACAGAGGGGAAGCAGAUCCGAGUGCGUUCCAUACUUGCUCAUAACGCAGGAGAAGGAGGACUCCAGUGUCCCAAUGUCAGUGCACUGCAAGAGACGAGGAACUGCAAUGAGCAUCCAUGCACUGUGUAUCAUUGGCAAACAGGUUCCUGGGGGCAAUGCAUCGAGGACUCUUCAGGUCCGAACACUAACACGUCUUUGGGGAGAACGCGCGGCGAUGACAUCUCAUGCUCAGUGGGAAUGCAAACCCGGAAAGUCAUUUGUGUCCGGGUCAAUGUGGGCCAAGUUCCUCCUAAAAAGUGUCCAGAGAGUCUCCGUCCAGACACUGUAAGGCCGUGCCUGCUUCCCUGCAAAAGAGACUGUACUGUCACCCCAUACAGCGACUGGAGCCUCUGCCCCCCGGCAUGUCAAACAGGUGAAAAGACUAAGAGUAAGCAGUACAGGAAACGGAUGAUCAUUCAGUUACCAGCUAAUGGAGGACAGGACUGUCCUGAGAUUCUGAGUCAGGAAAGAGAGUGUGAAGCACCAUCUGUCUGUCAUGGCUACAGAUGGAAAACCCACAAGUGGCGUAGAUGUCAGCUCGUUCCAUGGUCUGUCCGACAGGACACUCCAGGAGCUCAGGAGACCUGCGGUCCAGGCAUUCAGUUUCGAGCCGUUUCUUGCCGAAAGCUGGACGGUGGGCAGGCAGACGUUGAGGUUUGUCUCAAGCUUGCCAGCCCCAUGCCUGCUCUCACUCAGCUGUGCCAUCUUCCAUGUCAAGAUGACUGUCAGCUCAGUAGCUGGUCCAAGUUUUCUACCUGCACAGCUGACUGUGUGGGCGUCAGAACCCGCAAGAGGAUACUAGUAGGAAAAAGCAAAAAGCGUGAUCAGUGCAAAAACAACCAGAUGUAUCCUCUGAGUGAGACGCAGUACUGUCCAUGUAAUAAAUACAACGCCCAGCCUGUGGGCAACUGGUCAGACUGUAUUCUACCUGAGGGCAGUCGCAUGGAGAGCCAGCCUGGUGUGAGGGUGCAGGGAGACAUGAAGGAGUGUGGCCAAGGAUACCGCUACCAAGCCAUGGUGUGCUAUGACCAGGACAACCGCAUAGUGGAAACGUCUCGCUGCAACAGUCAUGGGUAUAUCGAGGAGGCUUGUAUCAUCCCCUGUCCAUCUGACUGCAAAUUAAGUGAAUGGUCCAACUGGUCACGCUGUAGCAAGUCAUGUGGCAGUGGGGUCAAAGUUCGCUCUAAGUGGCUCAGAGAAAAGCCAUACAAUGGUGGAAGACCUUGUCCCAAACUGGACCAUGUGAACCAGGCUCAAGUGUAUGAGGUGGUGCCCUGCGUCAGUGACUGUGGACAGUAUGUCUGGGUGACAGAACCUUGGAGUGUAUGGAAGGUCAGCAGUGUGGACCUGAAGAGUAACUGUGGUGAAGGUGUGCAGACCCGAAAGAUCAGGUGUAUGCUCAACACAAUAGAUGGCCCAUCAGAGCAGGUGGAGGACUACCUCUGUGACCCAGAAGAGAUGCCUCUGGGAGCCCGGAACAGUCGCCUGCCCUGCCCUGAGGACUGUGUGCUGUCAGACUGGGGAGCCUGGAGCGCAUGUCCUCUGCCCUGCAGUGAGAACAGUACACGGGUCAGGGUUGCUUUCCCACUCCGGAAGCCAGGAAAGGAGAAGAAAUGUCCUCCGACUAAAGAAGCUGAACCGUGUAAACUCAACAUCAACUGCUUUCACUACUCAUACAACAUCACAGACUGGAGCACCUGUCAACUCAGUGACAGAGCUGUUUGUGGAUAUGGCCUCAAAACCCGCAUGCUUGACUGUGUGCGAAGUGAUGGAAAAUCUGUAGACCUCAGUUUUUGUAAAGAGCUGGGUCUAGAACGGAAGUGGCAGAUGAAUGCUUCGUGUGUGGUGGAAUGUCCUGUCAACUGCCAGCUGUCUGAAUGGUCACCAUGGUCGGAGUGUACACACACCUGUGGCUUGGCAGGUACACUGUGGAGGACACGAAGUGUAAUUCAGGCCCCUCAAGGUGAUGGCAGGCCGUGCCCUUCCCAGAUGAAACAAUGGAAGCCUUGUCUAGUAAAGCCAUGCUACAGCUGGCGAUACAGCGCCUGGUCAGACUGCAAGUCAGAUGCGGCGAGGUGUGGGGAAGGCAUGCGCUUCAGGAACGUGUCCUGCUUUGUGUCCGAUGGUUCCGGUCAGCAGGACAGCAGCGUGGUUGAUGAUGAGCUAUGUGGAGAUGUGGAACUUUCAGUGAAUGGAGACAGACUAAUUAUUCUGCAGGAGCUUUGUACUGUCCCCUGCCCAGGAGAAUGCUACCUGACAGAUUGGACUGUCUGGAGUCCAUGUCAGUUAAGCUGUGUGAGUGGGGAUGACCUUGGUUUUGGCUCUAUCCAAGUUCGAUCCAGAGCUGUAGUUGCUCAGGAUCCUGAAAACCUGCUUGAGUGUCCUGAACAAGAACUGGAGGCACGGCCAUGUGCAGGCGGACAGUGUUUUGAAUACAAGUGGAGGACUGGAACAUGGAGAGGUUCGUCCCGUCAUGUCUGGUGCCAGCGCUCUGAUGGGAUGAAUGUCACAGGUGGUUGUCUGGCAGCAGCCAAGCCAAUGGCGGAUCGAUCUUGUGAACCUCCUUGUACUAAACCAUGGUCUUUGUGCACAGAGGCAGGUGUUUGUGGCUGUGAAGAGGGCUACACUGAAGUGAUGACAUCUGACGGUGGGUUGGAUCAGUGUACUGUCAUCCCAGUGCUGGAGAUCCCAACUGCAAGUGACAACAAAGCUGACGUGAAGACCAUUCGAGCCUACAACCCUGUCCAGCCUGCAGCCAGCGCCCCGGGCAGAGCAGGGAGAACCUGGUUCCUGCAGCCCUUUGGUCCAGAUGGGACCCUGAAGACUUGGGUGUACGGCGUUGCAGCAGGAGUGUUUGUUUUACUCGUCUUUAUCAUUUCAAUGACAUAUUUAGCCUGCAAAAAGCCAAAGAAGCCACAGCGACGGCAGAUGAACAACAGACUGAAGCCUCUGACUCUGGCCUAUGAUGGAGAUGCCGACAUGUAGAAGUCUUCCUUCUUACAGACGUACUGUACAAAAUUCUGUCCUUGCUCGGGAUGCAGGGUUGCUGGUAAUACCCGUUAAUGUCAGGGUCACUACUGGGCAUUGGUCAGCAAAUAUGCAGACUAAGUUUCUGACAGAAAAAGAAACCUCUGAGCUCAAGACACUAUAACUCUGUGUUUAUUAGCAGCUUUGAUGUUUCCAUUUUAACAUUUUAAAUGUCAUUUUUUUUAAAGAGCCUUCAUGACUUUACUAUCUUCCUCUGGAAGUCUGCCUUUGCUUUUCUGACAUCUACUACCACCAAUUGCAUUCAGACCAUAUUUAGUGGAGAGGAGGAAACCAGAAGACAUUUGCUACAAAAGCACAAAUACUCAGUCGUUAGUUGAUCAUUUCUUAACAGCUUAGUUGCAUGGUCUUUGCUCCACCUUUGCUCUUGGUCCUUCAAAGAACAUUUUGUCUUCUCUUAGUCAUUGCUUGACGGACGGAACUGAAAAGUAAAAAUUUCACCAAAAAAAAGGAAAGCGAGCCCAAAGGAUCCUCGAGCUGCCGCCAUUCUGCCUGCCUCUCCCUUCUUAUUUCCAGGCGUGAUUUUGCACUAUAUUAGUGCAGCAUGAUAUGUACUUAUGUCUCGCUUUGCCAUAUGAAAACUGCCUCUCUCAAUACAAGAUGAUGUACAACUCUUGUGCUAGAAAUGUACAAAAAUACCUUUUUGCUAACAGAACUUAACAAUGUUUGAUAAUUUUUUUGUAAUACCUCUUGUAUGUUGUACAACAGAAUUUUGUAAAUAGAUUUUUCAGUGAUUUCACUUUGGCUAUCUAAUACACAAUGUACUGCUCUAUAUCCAAAACUCUGUUGGAGCCUUUAUUUGAGCUGGUAACUGUGACUUUACAUUAGGAUUUUUGACCAUUUUAGGAAAUUUAAGUUACAACAAUAAAAUGCCCUUACCCAGCUGAAACUACUAGACUAAAAAUCUCUCACUAAUCUAUACAUUUCUGAUCAAAAUCUUAAGAAAGGGCAACACUGUUUGCAUUUUGUGCUGGUGGUUUGUAACCAGGUUGUCAGCUGGUUUCUAAAUGCAAAAAAAAAAAAAAAAACAGGAGCAAGAGAAAAAACAAGCAAUAGAACAUUUUAUUGAAUACAUAGGAAGUUGCUCCACUCAUAUCGGACUUUUUAAACAUUCGUACAUCCCCAAAAGUUUUCUGUGGGAGUCCAUUCAGGAUAAUGUGCAGGAUGAUCCAGGAUGAUCCAAACUAGGCUCUAAAGACAACAAGCUGCUUUCUCAGGUAGCAGAUGGAUGAAACCCCAACCCUUCUGGUCAUACUGACCGUUUAAUGACUCUAGAGCUGUCUUCACCCAGCUAUAUGAAGAACUACUCAUUCACAUUGGAAGCCAUCAGGUCAAUCUAAUAAUUUUUAUUCUCAUCAGAAAAUGUUAAGAUAUUCAGGCUUUCAAUGGGCUGGCAAAUCUAAAUGGCCAAGUUAGCAGUGUGGGCUUUGAAAACUUUUAUUUUAUUCUUUAAGGUCAUCUCUCAGAAGUCGUCUUUAUGAUAACUGAACUGCAGUCAGAAUUAGUGAGGACCUUAAUUUGAGGAGGAUUAGCUUGUGUUUUCACACACAACAGAACAUCCAGCUCACUGCAGGUGAAACCUCUUUAGGUCUACCUUUAGACAUUUUCAUCCCGUAGCGUUUUAGAGGCCUAUAAUGAAUCUCUUAUUACAUUCAGCUUCAGCAGUCAUGUCACUUUAUGAGACAAACUUGCUUGCGCAGCUCAACAAUCCUGCCACAUCCAAAGACAGAAAGUUUCCCAACUUUUGUCUUUCUGACAAAAGCAGGAAUACUUUUCUCAGGACGGAACUGAAAAGUAGGAAUACUUUUGUGAGGGGAACUUGACAAUAUAAUGAAAAUGACAUGAAAUACCCAGAUUUUAACUGUUUGAGGCAGGUCUGAACAGGAUCUUAAACUUUUGAUCAUCUGACAAUUAGGUCUGUUUGAGAGCUUAAAUGCAAAUUUACCUCUUUUGCCCACAAUGGUUGAUGAUAACAUGUUGGGCAAAUUCAAUUAUUUGCUCACAAUAAAAAGUCUCUUGCUUCUGUGUUUUCAUGUUGCAUAUUGCUGCUCUUACAGGGCCAUCAUUCACCUUUGCAUGAAAUGUGAAUACUUCAAAAUUCUUUCUUAAUAUUUUAACCAGAAAUGGAUUCCAGUUUCAGUUUUCACAAGUUGUUUCUCUUUUCUUCAUUUUGUUUUUAGAAACAUAGUUGUUUAUCUUUAAUUACUUUUUCUGCUAUUUAAAGGAGACCCAUUAUGCAAAAUGUACUUUUUGAUUCCUGCUACUGGAAUCACAAACUGCUACUGACGUGGAUAGUAGCACUUUAUUUGAAUAAAAGUGACAGCAAUAAAACAGCUCAUUCUGAAAGGAGUUCAAAGUAGGCAGAACUAAACAGGUGAAAUAUCAUUGUCUUAAAAGGAUUUUGUGCAAAAAAUGUAAAGAACAUUGUCUGUUUCACCCAUAGAUCAAUGUUUCUCUAUUCCGGUCCUAAGGAGCCACUGCCCUGUGUGUUUUACAUGCAUCUUUGUUCCAAAACACCUGAUUCAAAUGAUAGCAUGACCUCCUCUGCAUGUCAUCCAGAGCUGCAGAAGCCUGUUUAUCACCUACUUAUUCCAGUCAGGUAUGUGGCAGAAGGGAAACACCUACAGCAUGCAGGGCUGGGUCUCUGAGGACCAGGACUAAGAAACACUGCCACACACCCAUCCUAUGUUGUUUAAAGGGAAGCGUAUUAGGUUCUCUCAACCAUCUUUUUCCCAUGUUUGUACUUUGAAUAAAUACCCAUUUAUACUUCAAUCUGCAUUUAUAAUCUGUCUUUCAAAGAAAUGAAUGCAUUUAGCGCAACAUUUUGUAUGAAAAGACAGACUUUACAGUUUGUAGUAGUAAAUUGAUAAAUGACUGAAGCCCAGUUGCAGGUGUUUAAAAAAAUGGAAACACUGGAUGUUAAUGGAGGGGUGUUGUUCUGGUAUUAUUCAUCUUGUAUCAAAGACAGUGUAACCUACAGAAAGCCUUUAUGGGAGGGUUUAUUGUUAAUCUCUAAGAUCCUUCAGUAGACAGAGUGGUAAUUAAUUAAAAAUAACAUUUUGAACAUGUUUUUUUUCUCUUCCAAAUGACAGUGCCCUUAAUUUUAAACAAUAGUUUUAAAAUACAACUCUUUGCAUUCCAAAUGGUCAUCCCCAAAUACUCCAGUAAUCCAAAAUAUAACAAGUCACUUCGAGGUGGUAGGAAGGAUUUUAUUGUUUUGUGGAAUGUGUACAUGGAAUGUUUAAUUUAUUUUUUUCUAAGCUUAUUAUUUGUAAAUAAUGGUUUUAUUCUUAAUUUUAUUUAUUACUAAUGUAACACAAUGUUUCUUUUUGUACUGCACAACAUGUUUCACAUGAAGGCAAUUGAAAGACAAAACAGGAGUGAAUGUGGUUGUAAAAGUGAAAAAGCUACCUUGUAAAAAGUUGCUUCUAAACUUCUCUUUCCUACUGUUUCUUUAUAUGUAUUUGAUUACCUACUGAUAAUAAACAAUCAAAAAUA
Xiphophorus hellerii (green swordtail) is the source of this 9140-nucleotide messenger RNA. RefSeq names its product thrombospondin, type I, domain containing 7Aa (gene thsd7aa). Lineage: Eukaryota; Metazoa; Chordata; Actinopteri; Cyprinodontiformes; Poeciliidae. Gene Ontology annotation, cellular component: plasma membrane. The transcript has 28 exons. The record is from RefSeq and is a predicted model, not a curated record. The coding region runs from base 285 to 5582 and encodes 1765 amino acids. Gene Ontology annotation, biological process: actin cytoskeleton organization.